UUUCUCUAUUUCUCAUUCCCAGCACAGAUUGCUAAAUCGAAAAUUCCGAGUGAUUUAUCAGAUUCUGAUAGUCAAAGCUGAGAGAGAUGGGUCAAGCUUUUCGGAAGCUCUUCGACACCUUCUUUGGCAACUCUGAGAUGAGGGUUGUGAUGCUUGGUCUUGAUGCUGCUGGCAAAACCACUAUCCUUUACAAGCUCCACAUUGGAGAAGUUUUAUCCACUGUUCCUACAAUUGGUUUCAAUGUGGAGAAAGUUCAGUAUAAGAAUGUUAUUUUCACAGUUUGGGAUGUUGGAGGACAAGAGAAAUUAAGACCACUUUGGAGGCACUAUUUUAACAACACAGAUGGUCUGAUUUAUGUUGUUGAUAGCCUGGACCGCGAGAGAAUUGGAAAAGCUAAGCAGGAAUUUCAGACAAUCAUAAAUGACCCCUUUAUGCUGAAUAGUGUCAUCUUGGUAUUUGCCAACAAACAGGACCUGAGAGGGGCAAUGACCCCAAUGGAAGUAUGUGAAGGACUAGGUCUCUUUGAUCUAAGGAAUAGAAAAUGGCACAUACAAGGCACUUGUGCACUUAAGGGAGAUGGCCUUUAUGAGGGUUUGGACUGGUUGGCUUCGACUCUGAAGGAGAGAAAAGCUGCUGGAUAUUCUUCAAUAGGAACCUCGUCCUUCUAAUUGUCCAGGUGCUAUGGCCUUUGUCAUUGAUGAAUGUGUAUGGUUUGGCCAGUUUCAUUCAAGGAUGCUGUAGAAAGUAAUCAAAUUUUUUGGGUUUCAUUAGGUUACGUCUAAAGCUGAUGAAGUAUAUAGAUGCUUUCACCUUCUAAUAUGUGACUUUGCUACAAUGUAUAGAAGUUUGAGCAUGACGAAUGAAAACUAA
Messenger RNA from Abrus precatorius (Indian licorice), 870 nucleotides. Its product is annotated as ADP-ribosylation factor. Gene Ontology annotation, molecular function: GTPase activity; GTP binding. Gene Ontology annotation, cellular component: cytoplasm. The record is from RefSeq and is a predicted model, not a curated record. Gene Ontology annotation, biological process: vesicle-mediated transport; intracellular protein transport. The coding region runs from base 87 to 668 and encodes 193 amino acids. Lineage: Eukaryota; Viridiplantae; Streptophyta; Magnoliopsida; Fabales; Fabaceae. The transcript is spliced from 7 exons.